Messenger RNA from Diorhabda sublineata, 11012 nucleotides. RefSeq lists its product as uncharacterized. The record is from RefSeq and is a predicted model, not a curated record. Gene Ontology annotation, molecular function: actin filament binding. NCBI's taxonomy places the organism in Eukaryota, Metazoa, Arthropoda, Insecta, Coleoptera, Chrysomelidae. The transcript has 14 exons. Bases 334 to 5346 code for a protein of 1670 amino acids. Gene Ontology annotation, biological process: neuron projection development; actin filament organization; calcium-mediated signaling. Gene Ontology annotation, cellular component: postsynaptic density; cytoplasm; actin cytoskeleton.
ACGCGCAGAACCGAUGACUCCGGUUGUUGCUCUGUAAAUUUGUAAAGAGACAGAAAAAGUGCGAGAGUGUUAUUCGGAAGCCGACAAUUUAUGUAUUUAUUUUAUGUAAUGUAUUAUCCGUGAAGUGAUCGUCCAAAAAUGAAUGGAAAAUAUGCUGUUGUAUCGAUUCGUAAUUGUAAACAAAAAUGUUGAUUAUCAAGCUAUUAACGUACACAAAUACUAUGAACAUGAAGUAUUCGGAAAAGCACAAAUAGAAUUCGUUACCGGGAAAACACAAAUUUCAUCCGGAGAAGGUAUUUUCCAUCUUUUAGUAGGGGUCUAGAAUAACAAAAAAUGAUGGAAGAAAAGAAGGGACCCAGAUUCGGGGGAUCGAAAGUAUCCGAAAUAGCGAACAUUUUCCAAGCAAUGACGCCUGCGCAAAGAGACGAAGUCUUAAAUUCGUCCAGAAAGAGAUACAGCAGCCACAAUUCCACUGAAAAAUUGGAAGCGGAAAGUACAAACAUAACCGUAAUGCGAACCGAAUCGCACGUAACGAGAUUCAACAACGCGCGGGCGUUGUUCGAAAAAUUGGGGGAGGAAAAUAAAAAAGACAGGGUGAUACCGCUACAGUCGACCAGGAGCGCUUCGAACAUACUGGAUGCGAGGUCCCGUAGCAGUUCCGCCAACAGCGAAACCAGGGAUACCCGAACACCUUCACCUCCGAAUAACAAAAAUUCGGAAAAACUCAACUUGUCGCCGAAGAAAACCAACGGCGUGUCCAAGGAGACCGAUAGACCGGCGCUGAUGAAAAAACCGGACAAACCCGAGAGAAAAUUCAACAGCAAGGAAUUGAUCGAACGCCAAAGGAACUGGACGUCGCAUUUUUCGAAAAACAGAAGCAGCAGGUACAACAGCGACCCAAAUAGGAGUGACGUGAGGUUAGCGGUGAGCAGCGAUAACGACAGAAUCGAAAAUAAGAAUACAGCGGCGACCAGAAGUGCUUCGUUCAGUAGCAGAUUGAAGAGUCCUCCGAUUUCCCCGCCGCCGCCCCCGGUCCGAACGGAGGCUUCCAGGAGGAAGGAUUUCGUACGAAAAGAAAGACCAGCUUCGGUGAUACCAACCACGACCGAUAUUUUUAUUAAAUCGCCGCCUAUCAGCCCGAUCAAAUCUCAAAGGACGAGUCUCGUUGUCGAACCCAAUAACGACGAACCCGAAGAAUUUUCCUCUAAUUUCGACCGGAAGGAUAAAUUAGUGAUCGAUAACGACGGUUUGUUGUUGGUUUCUCAAAAUGCGGCUGCAAAAUCCCCUUCGGAAGAUAAAGAAACGAGCAGGGACAAUUUAUCGGCUGCCUCUGGUAGUUUAUCUUCCCUAAGUCCCCCCAGUAGUCCCAGCAAAGUUAAAUCCGAACAAGAGAAACAGGAACAAGAAGGAAAUGAAAAAUCUUUUUUGGAAACUACGGAUUCUCAAAGGAUCGAUAAAAAGACUGAAGAACCAGUUAUAUCUAGACGAACGAAAGUUAGCAGUAUCUCUAUUAACAUUCCAGCAGCAGGUUUAGGAAGUCGACCUUCUUCUAUAAUAAGUACGACAACAUCCGACGAAGGCGGUUUUAACGAACCAUCUCCAAAAAUAGAAGCCAAAUUAAGACCCCACGAAGAAUUCCUGUACGAUUUUCCUAUAAACGAAGAUAAACCGUUAGAAUACACCGAUUCCCCGGAAGACGUUAGCGAAUAUCAAGAUUUAACUAUACACGAACCUUGCCAAAAGAAAUUGACGCCUGCGGAAAUCGAAGCUUUAUACGCCGUACCUCAUAAAAAACCUCAAAAUGCCGUUCCAAUCGAAAGUACUUUUUCCGACGAAGACGACGACGACGCUCCGCAUUACGCAGUACCGUACAGAUCUUUCGUUCCUCAACAAAAAUCCACCGAUUCGGAUUCGUCGCAGAUAACGAUACACAGCAGACCGCACAGCGUUAGUCAACAAAAAUCAACGACAUCCACCGAUUCGGACGCUUCCCAAGUGACUGUGAUACCUCAGAGGUCCAUCGAUUCCGACGUUAUGUACCACGACCAAUCCAAAACGGCGACUCAAUCAGUAUUAACGCAACUGGAUUCCCAAGAUAGUUUCGAUAGUAAACCGGUUAGGUUAAGUUGGGACGAAUCGGUUAGUGUCGAUACCAAAAAAUCAGAACCGUUUUUGUUGGUUCGCGAGGUGUUGCCACCGUGUGAUAGGACGACUGUGAGGACGCAGAUUGUUCAAAAAGCCGAGGCGAAUAUUUUGGAUUUGAACGACGUCGAAUACGCCGACGCCAGCGACCAAGAGAACAGUAUCGGAGAAGAAAACGUACCAGAACCUGACGCCAUGACACCGGACGAAGCCGAUAAUUUACUUAGCAGCAAAGCUCAACUUCUUUCGGACGAAGAAGCACAAGAAGUAACAAGACUGUUAAAUUCCAAAGAUGUCAAAUCCGCUAACAAAUGGUCGCCGAACGCGACCAGUUCCUUCCUUCAAGAUUCCAUCACUGGAUCAGUUCAAGAUUCAUCAGGACCGGUAUCGUUAAACGACAGCGUCGGUCCCCCUUCACUACAAGACGAUAUCAUUAACGAUUUUUCCAUUGAACAGAAUCAAUCUACAGACUUAAAUAAAACUAUCAACAAAAGCAAAUGUGUGGAACCUUUAUCCCAAUAUUACGAAUCCAGCGAGAGUUUGGUUUCCGCACAGGAUGAUGAGGAACCAUCCAAACAUGAUACUAGUGUUUCGGCUACUGAUUCAGGACUGAUAGAUUCGGUGACGAGUUUAUCGGAAGGUAACCAUUUAGAAAAAACCGAAGAAGAUUUCGUACCGAAACCGAUCGGCAUCGUGGGCGUCGAACACGGCGUCCAUUAUUACGAAGACGGUCAUUUUUGGAUGGAAGUACCCGGCCUACCGCCGGAAGAAGACGACGACGACGACGACGAAGACGAACUAGAAUUUCCGGAAUAUGCGCCGAAAACGAGCAAAGUGAAAUUUUCCAAAGAGCCCAUGAAGGUGUAUUCGACGUUCAGUAUAUCCGAUUACGAUCGCAAAAACGAGGACGUAGAUCCCGUAGCCGCUUCCGCCGAAUACGAACUAGAAAAGCGCGUCGAGAAGAUGGACGUGUUUCCGGUGGAAUUGGUGAAAGGAUCCGAAGGAUUAGGAUUGAGUAUCAUAGGAAUGGGCGUCGGAGCCGACGCCGGACUAGAAAAAUUAGGUAUUUUCGUGAAAACGAUUACGGCCAACGGGGCCGCGGCCAAAGACGGCAGGAUCAAAGUUAACGAUCAAAUCAUCGAAGUAGACGGUAAAAGUCUGGUAGGCGUGACUCAAGCUUACGCCGCCAGCGUUCUACGCAACACUUCCGGUUUGGUAAAGUUCAAUAUAGGCAGAGAAAGGGAUCCGGAAAAUAGCGAAGUCGCUCAACUCAUCAAACAAUCUUUGCAGGCCGAUAAGGAACGCGAAGAGAGACGGCAGAGGAUGUUGGAGGAACAGCAGCAACACAGCGAAGCCAGUACCGUUCAACUUACAGGUUCGGCCAAUACGAGCGUUAGCGAUGGCCCUACAAGCCCUAUUGUUAAUCAAGAGGGUCUGUUCGAUCACGAACAGGAUAAUGUCGAUUCCCUCAGAACUCUAUUGAUCGAACUGAUGGAGCAGAAUGGAGUGAAGCCGGACGAUUCGGAAAAAAUCGAACAAGCCGCCCAAAAAUUAAAAGAAACCGAACGGAGUCUGUUGACGGCCAAAAAGGAAAUCCAGACCUACCAGAACAUGUUGGAGCAAUCCCAGACCCAAUACCAAGUGCUCGAAAAGAAAUACAACAGAGCCAAACAUUUAGUAAAAGAAUUCCAACAGAGGGAGCUCGACAUGCUGCACAGGGAAGAUUUCUACCAACAGGUGUUGCAAGAAAAAGACACCGAAUACAAUUCGUUGGUGAAAAGUUUGAAAGAUAGAGUUAUAGCUCUCGAACAAGAGCUAUUGGAUACUCAAAGGAAAGCCGGCUUACCUAUGACGCUACCGUACGAUAAUAUCAACGUGAAACAAUUAACGCCCCAAAUGUCGCGCAGACAACCGCCCAAACCUCUAUUCAAAUCCCUCCGACCGGACUUUUCGGAUACGGAAAUGUCGGACGCCAGUCCGGACGACGAUAAAACCGCCACCGUCGAAAGGAAAUUACCGAUCAAAGAGGAAUUCGAUCGAGCGGUACCGCCGCACGAAUUACUCGACAUAUCGGCGAGUAAAAGUAAAGCGGAACUCGCCAAUAGGGGAGCGCUAGCUAAUAGGCAAUUGCCGAGCGUCAAAAAAGGUUCGUUGAGCAACAGUAGUUCGGAUUACGGUUUGGACGAAAGUUACAAUUCCUCCGACGAAGUAACCGAUUCGGUGUUCGCUUCUAACGACGUCAAACAAUUGAAAUCGUCGAAUACGACGCGUCCGACGUCGUUUACCAGCGCUACGCAACAGUACGUUCAAUCGCAAUACGUAACGGCGCAACAGAAGAAUCAAAAUGGCGCGCACUACGCCGUUCAAUAUACGCAAGUACAAAAAACGAAUCAAUACGUUAUGAAUCAAAACGCGUCGACCAAUCAAGCUCACGGCGGCGUGGUAUACGCCAGUAUCCAAAAAGAACCCAGUCCGGAUCCGUGGCACGACAACAGAACCAACAAUAUGGCGGCGGUUUGUCCGCCGCCCAGUUUGGCCGAACAACUAAAACAGGUGUUGGCGGAAAGGGAAAAGAGACUCGGCGGCGAUAGCGCGACUAGUUCGACGGAUGAACUCAACGAUAGAUCGAAAGAUGAUCCGGCGCAUCAUCUGUUGGAAGAGAUUCGACAGGCGGUGAACGAGGCCAAUUCUAAAGUAAAGAAAGUUGUUCCCGUUACGUUAUCGCCCCCAGGUAGCGCCCCUUGGCAACCUCAGACUCAGAAUACGUCGCCGACUCCGCCGUCACCGUCUAGUCUGUCGUCCGGUUCGGUGUCGCCUUCGAGACACGAUUCCUCUUGGGUAAACACCGAUCUCAGUUUAUCUUCUUGUAGUAUAGCGAGCGAUAAAAGAGGGCAGCACUACUGGCAAUCCACCCCGAUACUCGAUUGGUCCAAGGAUCAAGUGUGCGGUUGGUUGAUGGCGAUCGGUAUGGAACAGCACGUUUCGAAAUUUGCCGAAUUGCAAGUUAACGGAAGCGCGUUGUUGCUAUUGAGAUCGGCGGAUUUCAAAAUUUUGGGUAUAACCAGCGACGACAAAAGUAGAUUGAAACGUAAAAUCAAAGAACUCAAAUUGCAAGCCGAAAAGGAGAGGAAACAAGUGGAACGCGACCGAAAAGAAAAGGAAAAAUUGCAGAAGAAGGCCGAAAAAGCAAAUAAGAAAAAAUAAUUCGUAAUUCGUUAAAGAAUUUGGUUGAUAUCGAGGUAUCAAUAGUGCCAUAAAUUCGAUCGUGGUGAUUUGACGAUCGAGUAUUCGAAUCGAGUAACAAACAGUAUUCUCGUUACGACAUUUUUAAUACCGUACCAUUUUUUCCGAACAUUUUUCGAUUCCCCCUCGUAUAUACGCAUUUUUCAACAGAAUUGCGACAAUAAUCUAUAUCUACUUUUCGUUUUCAUUUAUUAAAAAAAAGAAAAGAAUUGAAAAUAGGAAAUAAUUAUUUCUAUUCCGUAAAAGUAGUUCCGAUACACCCUGUAUGAUAAAAAAUAUAUAAGACACACACAUAUAUACAUAGAUAUUCGAUUUACAGCAUUUUUUUUCGAAAAAUUCAAACGUAGAAUCAUUUUUUUUUUGAUAUUUCAUUAUAAAUACAGGGAGGAAAAUAAAAUACGAGUAAAAUUUAUACAGUGUGUUUAUAUAUGUGGGUAACUUUCUUAUAAUCAAGUUUUAUAAAAAAAGUUAUUCUUCAUAAAAUGUUCUGCAUGAUUUAAAAUUUGGAAUUCAGUUAUCAAGUAUUAAAAUUUAGUAGUCGUAUACGAGGUUUGUUCGAAAAUAUGGUUUGUUUUUAACAAAAUUGAAAUUUGUUUGGAAAAAAAUUUUUAGAAUCGAAGUUUACUCUCAAAUAUUUGUUAUUUAUUUUGAAAACUAUUCAAUACGACAUUUUCUCUACGGAAUUUGAGUUUGGAAGAUUCGUUUAAUUAAUUUUGGGAUGCCUUGGACUUUAUUAGCACCAAGUAAACACCUUUUUUAGAAAUUCCCUCGUAAUUUUUAGGAAAAUGUUGAAAAUAUCACAGGAAUGAAGAUUUGAGGAAAAAAAUGUACCAGCAGAUAACGUGAAUACGUUGAAAAUUUGAAAACAGAAGUUUUCCUGGAAAUUCUUGACCUGCAUGGUUGCCGGAUUUAAUCCCAGUCGAUUUUUUUUGUGGAAAUAUCUAAAGAAAGUGGUAAUUUCGAAAAAAAUAUGUUUUUACUAUUGAUAAACAACAUUUGGGAAUUAAUUUUUUUUUAAUAAUUCGAUUUUUUUGUUUUUUGAACAAAAAUAAGAUUUUUUCUGCGAACCUCGUAUAUAAUUUCUUCAUUUUGAUAUGUGUCGAUUAUAUUUAAAGUUUUGGAUCAUGUAGAACAAAUUCUAUGAUUUUUCAUAGAUUUCUAUUAAUCGACUUAUUAUUUUUCGACAAACCUCGUACACGAUUUUUCAAAAAAAUUUAACUGAUAAUUUUUUAUACCAAUUUUGUGAAAUUUGCGCCUAUUUAACUGGAAAUUUUUUCCAAAUUAAUAAUAACAAACAAAAAUCGCAUUUUUAUACAAAGGUAGGUCAAAAAAUGACUGAACUUGACUGGAAAUUAGAAAAACUGCGUUAUUUAGUUAAUGUUGGGCAGUUAUCGGUACAAACACAUUUUGGGGCGGUCAUUAAAUAUCAUUUUCAGAAAAAUCAUUCUAAAAAACAAAAUUAAACUUGAUUCGCAUGAUAGUAAGUUUGCACUUUUUAGUUUUACCCUGUAAAUGUUAAAGUAUGACUUUUGUUGUAGAUCAAAUUUAAAUACUUUCACAAAAUAAACCGUUUUUCAUAGAAUUAAUCAUUUUUCUUUUUGGAAAUUCCACCAAAAACGUCAAAUUAUACAAAAAAGAUAUAAAUAUUUUUCGAUAAACCUCGUAUACGACCAAAAAAAAAUUAUAUUUGUUAAUUUUGUAUAGAAUUCCAUUUUUUUUUUCUAGAAACUUUUUUUCUAAUACAAAUAAAAAAAUUCUCAUUACGCGCUCAUUAUUAUACAGAGGUAGAUCAAAAAGUUUGUGAUUUUCUGGUUGUGUGACUGCGUUUUUCAGUUUAUGUUGGGCAGUGAUUGGUACAAAUACAUUUUGGGUGAUCAUUUAAUAUCAUUUUUAGGAAAAAUCGUUACUAAAACCAAUAUUAGACUUGAUUAAUUUAAUGGAAAGUUGGCAUCUUUCAAUUUCACCCUGUAAAUAUCAAAAUACGUUUUUGAAUUUUUUAAAAAAUAAUUAUUAGCUGUUUUUUUACAAAUUAUAUCAUUUUUGAAAGAUUUAAUUAUUUUCUUAUUAAAAAUUUCGCUAAAACAUCACAGAAUACAAGAAAGGUAUGAAAAUUUUUCUACAAACCUCGUAUACAAAAAAAAAAAUUUUGUGUAGAAUUCCAUAAAAUUCGCAUUUAUUCAACCAGAAUUUUUUUUUAGGGUAUUGACGAAAAAAAUUCGCAAUAAUAGUUUAUAUUUUAUACAGGGGUAGGUCAAAAAGUUCGUAACUAAAAAAGUUAUUCAGUUAUUUUGAGCAGUGAUUGGUACAAAUACAUUUCGGGGUGGUCAUUAAAUGUAAUUUUAACUAAAAUUAUCAUCCGAAAAAUGGAAAAUUUCCAAUGUUAAUAUUUCAAACUACCUAUAGUUUUACCCUGUAAAUAUUAAAAUACGUUUUUGAAUUUUUUUAAAAAUCAUUAUUAGCUGUUUUUUUACACAUUAUAUCAUUUUUGAAAAAUUUAAUCAUCUUCUUUUUGAAAAUUUCACUAAAACAUCAAAGAAUACAAGAAAGAUAUGAAAAUUUUUCGACAAACCUCGUAUAUGACCAAAAUAAUUUUAUAAUUUUGUAUAGAAUUUCAUAAAAUUCGCAUUUUUUCAACCAGAAAUUUUUUUUAGGGUAUUGACGAAAAAAAUUCGCAAUAAUAGUUUAUAUUUUAUACAGGGGUAGGUCAAAAAGUUCGUAACUAAAAAAGAGUUAUUCAGUUAUUUUGAGCAGUGAUUGGUACAAAUACAUUUCGGGGUGGUCAUUAAAUGUAAUUUUAGCUAAAAUUAUCAUUCGAAAAAUGGAAAAUGGAAAAUUUCCAACGUUAAUAUUUCAAACCACUUAUAGUUUUACCAUGUAAAUAUUAAAAUAACGACGUUUCUGAUUCGUUAUGAAUCAUCUUUGGUGUCAUUUACAAAAUACGCAGUUUUUUAUAGAUUUAAAUAAACACCCUGUAUAUAUUUUCGCGCUUUUAUCUACGAGGGUUUUUAUUUAAACAAAAAAUCCCUUCCGGACUAAAUAUUUUCUUUUAUGCACAGUUUUUAUUAUAAUUAAUUUCCAUAUAUCAUUUAAUGUACCCCCCCCCAUUCCCCCCUCAUUUCCCCCCAUUUUUCUUGUGUUUAUUUGCUUCCAAUUUUUCUAUUUUUAAACAAAAAUAAUUCGAAUACUGUUUGUUAACGAAUUUAAUUUCCCAACAACCAUUUUCAUAUCGCUCGUCAUACCACCCCGAUAUAUACAGAGUGUUCAAUGAAGAGAGUGCCAGAGUAUGUAAUUUUAAUCGUUCCUCGACCUAAGUCACAAUAAAAAAUAAAAAAAAAAUCACCUCCUUAUAAAAUGUGCUCGUUUUAGUAUAGUCAACGUAUACAGUGUGUCCCAUCUAUUAUAACAAAUAGUCAAUAUCAAAAAUUUUUUUCUCGCGCACUAAAACGGCAUCACACUGUAUAAACUGUAUAUAAAAAUAAAUAUGAAUUGGAACGAAAUGUUUGUCGGCUAGAUUACGAGAGUUUUAGUGGUGGGAUAGUGGCAAUAAAACAUCGAAAGUGUACUAACUCUAAUAUACCUUCGAACUCGGAGGUAUAUUAGAGUUGGUACACUUUUUUAAAUUCUGCCAUUACAAAAACUAUUAUAUAUAUAUAUAUAUAUAUAAAUAUAUAUUUGAAGUGUGUAUGUUUUAGAAACAAAAUGUUUUUUGAAGUUCCUUCUAUUUUAUUCCGAUAAUUGUAACGUACGAGGUACGGUUAUUAAAUAAAUGAACGUUGGUUGUGGUUACGGCUAUACUGAUUUGUAUUAACACCAAAUAUUUCUCGCUUACUCAUUAUUUAUACGUCCACUCUAAUUUGCACUUAACUAUUCACUAAAUUAUUCCAAUUGCUAAUUCCAAAACGUAUUAAUUUAUUUAAACACACUGUUUAUUUGUUUUUUAGCCGCCGAACGAGCGAGUAUUUACACGAAAAAGAAUUUCUCGAUAAUUCGGUUCUAGAAAGCGAACAAAUAAAUUUUCGAACAGGACCGGUUUCGCGGAUCAUGUCGUGGACGAGUUGGUAAUAUUAUUUAAUAACUGUACCUCGUAUUAUUUGCUUCUUUUUGUACAAAGUCUGACGGCUAAUAGCGCGAUAAUAAAAUAUGUAAAUUGGAAAUUUCUAAUCGUAUCUUGUCUAAAUAAUAAAAAAAUUUUUUUUGAAACAUUUUUUUGUGUUUAAAGAACUACCGGAUGCGCACAAAUCUUUCCGGAUAAUAUUUUUUUUUGAUAUAUUUCCGUAUUGACGUUUUUGAUUAUUUAGUAAAUUAACCUCGAACCGUUAUAAACUUAAAUUUUUCCGUUACACACUGUAUAUAUUUAGAAAUUUCCGAAAAAUAACCGUUACGUUCAUAUCAGCGCCAUUUUUUAUUCUGUUUUAAGUUAGGUUAAGUUUUAAUUUAUUCUCAUUUUUUUUUCCAAGUAUUUUAUUGAGAGAAUUUUAAUACUAACGUUGUGAUAAUCACUUUUUUUGUAAUUUUAAAUUUUGUUUAUUCUUUUUUUGUAUCUUCGGUUCUUAAAUUUUCAUGACUGCUUCGCUGUAGUUGUACAUCCAUUUUGUUUUAGCUGGAUAUUUAACAAGCCAACGUUCCAUUACAUUAUCUAACCAAUCAGAAGAUUCGGACAGAUUGUUGUAGUUACUUUUCAUUUUCUUCAAUUUCCAGCACUGAUGACAUAUGUCAACAUUUGAUGUCUGUCAAAACUUGAUUACAGUCUAUGUUAUUAAUUUAGGAACCAAAUUGAUACGAGUUUUUUUAUUCAAUUUGGUUAUGUGAUCAUUGUAAAAUAUAAAAUAUGUUAAUUUAUUAUUUUUUUAUUUGCUUUUAUUUUAUAUUUUAUUAUUUUUGAUUAGUCUGCAAUAAUUUUAUCGAUAUUAAAAUAAUUGGCAGCUUUUACUCUCCAAACUUCUUUUCUUAUAAUUUAUUGUACAUAUUUUUCUAUCAUUUACCUUCAUAUUUAUAAAAAAAAAUAAUCUCAAUGUAUUUCUGCAAUAUAUAUACGAGGACAAGGUAAAAAGUUUCUCACUCGGCAACUAUAACACCCAAUUUCCAUUUCCAUUUAUUCAAAUAUAUCCGAAUAACAAUCAACGAACCCUCGUAUGUAAAUUUAAUUCUACGACACACAUCUACAAAUACGUUACAAUCCAGUUUUUACAUUAAAAACAAUAAACGUAGCGUUUAUAACGAAUUUUCUAUUAAUUUACUUUUUUUUUGUAAAACUAAUUAUAUACUUAGCAACAGAAACAAAAACUUCUAUUAUCUAAUUGAUCAAUUGGAAUGUUGAGAACUUCUCAAGUGAUUAUGUCAAUAGAUAUGCCUGUUCUGGAACGGAAAUGACGUAACGAGUAGAGGAGGUGCCCGCCAUUUUGUUGAAUGUCAACGUCAAAAGCCCAAUGUCUUGUUACGUAUUUCGGUCCCCUUUAUUGCGGAAAUAUGAUUUUUAAAAUGUCGCAAAUAUAAAUUGACUCAUUUAAUUUAUUGUCUGUCUACUUUAAGAAUUGAUCAAAAAUUUGUAUACAAAAAUAUCUUAUCUAUUACCUACUCUGUAAUAUUGUAUAAUGAUCAAAAAGGACAAAUAAAAUAGAUAAAAUGUU